Molecule: messenger RNA, 1586 nt
Organism: Ruditapes philippinarum (Manila clam)
Lineage: Eukaryota; Metazoa; Mollusca; Bivalvia; Venerida; Veneridae
Exons: 2
Coding region: 279-1544 (421 amino acids)
Source: RefSeq, a predicted model, not a curated record
CUGUAUACAAAACCAUUUUUAUUGUUUACUUUAAAAAGUAAUGGUUUAAGUAGGGUAACCACUUUUCGUACUGCUUAACGUAUAAGUAUGUACUUCAGUUUCUAUUUCGGAUUGUGUUUUGUUUGUUUUGAUGAAUAAAAGAAAGUAUAAAAACAACAAACAAAGGGAAAUCAUCUCGUCAAGGACCUCAAAAACACAGUCUGGAUUAUCCGCCCUUGAUUAACUAAAUAUUCGAACUUUGUAUUGCAAAUUUGUUAUCAUUUUUGAGUUUGAAAAAAAUGAGGUUAGUUUUGAAAUGUUUGGUAUUUUUAACAAUUUUUAAAGUAAUAUCCUGUUCCGAUACAAGAGUAAUUCUCAGUCAUAUGCAAGAUUGGGGAAAAGAAAUUUUCAAAACUUUGACAGGAAAGAAUCGGGGACAAUACUUAGUCGCAGCUCUAUUGUCUGAUGACGACUUGAAUACACCACAUAAGAUGCCAGGCAGAUUGCUAAAAGGAUGUCCAAAUGAAGGUCCAGAUCAAGAUAAACAAAUGAUAAUGUGCUCUACUAGUGGGGUAUUUCUAAACAGAAAAAGUGAAGAAAUUUGGAAGAGAAGUCGUUGGAAUAAUGACGAAAAAUAUAGAAACCAUCCGUGGCAUGGAGAAUAUAUAUUGUUAAGGGAAGGUUUUAUAGAGAAACUUAUGGAAAAUUUCGGAACGGACAAAAAUUGUCAGGUGUACUUAUACUCCUUUUUUAUCCCAUGUGCUGACAUAAAUGGCACUCCGUACUCGUGUUCCAAUGAAAUUCUAAUUUAUAGCAAUAGGGGUGAUAUAUCAUGUAGGAUAACUGUUAUCGGGUACACAGAGGUAUUCAGACGUUCAAGCACGACACGGACAAACGAGAUGUUAGCGGUAAAUAACAUUGAUUCAGCCCGUGCACAGUUGUUUCAAAAUGUAAAAAAUGCCAAAUUGACGGCCAUUAAAGAUGUCAAGGACAGAAAUCGUGCUGUACCUUUUCAGGAAUUAAUGUUUUCGUGCCUGGUUGAAUCGCAUUUGUCAGGCUGUUGUGUAAGCUCCAUGGGUAUCUCAUCAAGCAGCAGCAGCGAAGAAAUAAUUGCGUAUUUCGUAAACAAUAUGGUACAUUCAGCCAUUUACAAGAUCAAAUCUGAUCUUAGGGCACAAACCACUCGCAAUAGAUAUUUGACGGAUUUUUAUAAUUGGACUGAAAAUGCAAUUUCACAUGAUUGCGAUGUCUGUCCGUUUGAAUUUUAUCACAAGCUUGUGAUAAAAUUCUGCACAAAAACAGCAAUGGAAUUAGCAACUGGAUUUGGGAAGCCUUCAGAUCCAAUGAACUUGUCGCAUGCAUCUUGGACAUUUAAUGGAGAACCUUGGAACAUUCUUUAUCCUAUAUCUCCCGAGCAAUUUAGAAAUACGAAGAUGCUGUUAUGUGCUAACGGACCUUUGUCAGUCAACUCCAUCUGUACGAAAUAUGACCCCUAUGAAAACAGGAAACGACAACGGGAUAAUGACAUUUAUCUGGGGAAACCUAACAAAUUUGAAGCCGGGUGACGAAAAUCGGAUGAACUGUCUGCAGGAAUCACAAAUGCGUAU